AUGAACACAAGCUUAUUCAUUAGAGACGACAAAACUUCCUCAUUUCUGUUAGAUCUUGAGUGUAAUGUAUCGACCCCAAUCAUUAAUGAUCUUCUCGAUAUCAAGUUUGCAUUUCCUAAUUCCAUAAAUUUACUAGAACUGAUAGAUUUAGACUUCCAUUACAACACUUUUCAGUCAGAGCUACGACUUGUUGACAUCGUAGAAGCAUUGAACUACCUGUUCAGUUCGUUAAUCAUCAACUUAGAGUUUAAAUUUCCAUUUGUGUUCUCAUUCUAUGGGAGAAAGCUAUUCAAAACGAACUAUAAUUGGCUUGUCAAGAACCUUGAUGAAGUUUUAUGCCCAUCUUCUCCAAACCACCCUUCCAUACCUCAUGAUAAAAGUGCAGCCUUUUUACAAUCCAUGAAAAAUGUCCAAUUGAAAGCGCUAGCGGAAUACAAUACAUUGAGUGUCAUGAAAGAAUGUGAUACUUCUGGAACUAAGUCGGACGCAUGUAAGAGGUAUAGACGUCGAUUUCUUGGUUCAGGCAUCCCCUAUACUCCUAAUUCCCCCAUUAAAGCCAUGGUUUAUGACUUGGAGCUCUUUGAUCUAAGCUCUAUUGAAAGUCAUCUUGAUAUCGAAUCUGUCACGUGA
Messenger RNA from Debaryomyces fabryi, 630 nucleotides. RefSeq lists its product as uncharacterized. Bases 1 to 630 code for a protein of 209 amino acids. NCBI's taxonomy places the organism in Eukaryota, Fungi, Ascomycota, Pichiomycetes, Serinales, Debaryomycetaceae. The record is from RefSeq and is a predicted model, not a curated record. The transcript has a single exon.